Messenger RNA from Durusdinium trenchii, 1713 nucleotides. NCBI's taxonomy places the organism in Eukaryota, Dinophyceae, Suessiales, Symbiodiniaceae. The record is from the annotation of a GenBank genome assembly.
AUGGUUCCUUCCACCACCAGUCCACUUCUUACUCUACUUAAGUACACACCGUGGCUGGCCUGCGAGUGCUUCCCGCUUCUUCAGGCUCAAAGAAUGAUCCUUGCAAAACCGCUCCCCACCGGGCGCGGUCGGGGCGCGACCGCGCCGGUCGCAGAGGCGCCCGAGCCAAAGCAGCUGGAGCCGAUCGUGCGAAUCCGCCAUGCGUCUGGAACCAAUCAAAUGGGUUGGUACCUUGACGCCCAGCGGUCUGAGAAGAGUGAUCAGCUCAGCCAAACUUUGACCCGUGUCAGUGCCCAUCGCCCGGACCUGGCUGCUGGCGACUGGUGCUUGGAGCCGGGCUCAUUGGACGGGCAGUUUCGUGUGCGCUUGGCCUCCCAACGGUUCAGCCAACCCUGCGGUUGGUAUUUGGAGGUGGACCCCGUCCCCGUGGGCCCUGCCGAUUAUCGCGUGGUGGUGUCGAAACGAGCGAAGCCGGCGAAGCGGGAGGAGGCCGAAGCGCAAGCGCCUGGGGAAUGGUUCAUCGAGCUGGCAGAGCUGAAAAAUGGUGCCUCCCCACUGUACAGGCUUCGUGCAGCGAGUGGUGCGGUGCGUGGUUGGAGUUUGUAUCUACGUCGGAGUUUAUAUUUGGCGGAGGCGCCGGAAGAUGGUGAGGAGCUGCCCGAGUCGGUGUUUCGAACGGCGGACUCCAGGUAUGUCACGGUGCAUCCCAGCCAAGAAAGCCUGUGGCUUUUAGAAGUGCAGCCACAGCUGACUUGGCCCAGCACCGCUUCUCCCGGAACAGCCGCAUCUGCCCUUCCCAAAUCUGCACGCAGCACGCAGGGCUCGCACCGGAACAGCCGCACCUACGAGGUGGUGCUGCGGAACUUCUCGGGGAAACGCUUGACGCUGCAGGGCGACGGCCCCCGUGCGCUGCGCCGGACGUAUGGGCAGAUGUUGAAGCUCCAGCAGGAGCUGGCUGAAGAGGAGGUGAAGGGGGCUGAGGUCCAAAGAAAGGCCGUGGAGAUGGGGUGUAUGGAUGAGGAGCCUCGAUCUCCACAGAUCCAGGUGCGCUUCGGGUGGGCGCCGAAGACCGGCGACCUCCUGGAGUUUACAGCGACCUAUUUGGUGCCAGACACCCAGCUGGGCCUCUCCAUCCACGCGCAUGCCAACUCGGCCUCGUCGAUGCAAAGCUUUGUGAAGGUGCAUGGGGAGUUGGAUUUGGAGGCCGAGUCGGUCAUGGAAGAGGUCCCCCGCGCGCGUGUCGCGCCGCCCAGCGCCUACCUGCACGGCCCUGCGCUCGCGGUCUAUGCGAGGCCCAAUGCGAGUGAGGCGCUUGGCCGUCUCUCAGUGGGCGAUGAGGUGAUGUGUGGCGGGCGCCAAGGGCGUUGGAGGAAGAUCACGUACCCCCUGGAAGGUUGGGUUCAGGCUGAAACCCGCGAUGGACGAGCGAUUCUCCAGCCGCUCUUCGGCCUGCGACCUCACUUGCGUCAGGUCGUCACCCUCCGGCGUCGCCUCCAGGACCAGCGGCGGCCUCCGGUCUGCCUGGAGCUGUUGGAGCCCAGCCGAGAGGGGGAGAAAGCCUACUUCCGCGCGCGCGCGGGCGAAGCCGCACGGCUCCUGCGGGAGUUGGCGUGGCUCGAAGGUCGAGGCCCGGACGACGGGCGCCGUGUGGCAGCCAGUGUGAAGGUGGAGAUGUGCGGGAAGCCCCGGCAAACAGUGCUGGGGAUCUUCUAG